UUAUCAGUUAGCCAAACAGCUGAUGAAACCGGCUGUUUAGAUUGAACCAAAAAAGUCAUGCUGUUAAGAAGUACCGCAGCGAAACUUGCGUUCAAAACGCCUAUUAAAACUAUAUUUGAAGGUUUAGGAGUACGAUUAAGCAGCCAAGAUGCCGGCAAUACGAAUCCAGAGGCUCCUCCACAGACGAAUGCACCAGAAUCAUCAUCUACCUUGUCGAAAAAGCGUUCUCAAAUGCAUUUGGUAAACGCCUUAGAAAAUGAUUUGGAUGAGCGCCGUACUAUCAAUCCUAAAGAAACCACCAUUGUAUUGUUUCCCGGUCAAGGUGCACAGUAUGUUGGUAUGGCGGCGCAAUUGAUGCGAUUUCCCUCAGCCCGAUCUAUAUUUGAAUUAGCAAAUGAAGUUUUGGGUUAUGAUUUGCUGAAGUUAUGUAUUGAGGGACCUCUCGUCAAACUUAACCGAACUGAGUAUGCACAAUUGGCGGUGAUGGUGUCGUCUUUGGCCGCAUUGGAACAACUGCGCGAAGAAAGACCACGUGCUAUUGAUAAUUGUGUUGCGACUGCCGGCUUUAGUUUGGGCGAGAUUACAGCGUUAGUGUACGCAGGUGCAUUGCCAUUCGAUAAAGCCUUACGACUGGUACAAGUUCGUGCUAAUGCAAUGCAGGCGGCAUGCGAUGCUGUGCCCAGUGGGAUGGCUUUGGUGCUGUAUGGACCAGAUACUUCAAUUGGAACUGUGUGCGCAAAAGCGCAGCAAUGGUGCUUGGAGCGUGGCGUUGAAUCGCCAUACUGUGGGGUCGCGAACUACAUGUAUCCUCACUGCAAAGUAAUAGCGGGGAAUUUGGAUGCACUGAAAUAUAUCGAGGUGAAUGCGAAGGCUCUGAAAAUUAAGCGUAUGAAACGACUUCCUGUGAGUGGUGCUUUUCAUACGCCCAUUAUGCAAUCAGCAGUUGAACCCUUUACAAAUGCACUAAAGAAAAUCUAUGUAAAGGAUCCGCUUAUUCGAGUAUAUUCAAAUGUGGAUGGUAAGCAGUACCGCAAUGCAACGCAUAUAUUGCGCCAACUCCCUAAACAAAUUGCAAAUCCAGUAAAAUGGGAACAAACUAUGCAUUUAAUGUACGAGCGCCGUGAAGGGACCGACUUUCCACGCACUUUCGAAUGCGGUCCAGGCAAAGGACUCAAACAGGUACUCGAGAAAGUAAAUGCCAAGGCGGCGAAUUCAGCGUUUAACAUCGAAGCGUAGUAAUAAAAAAUUAGCGGUUAAUAAUUAUAAAAUGGCAAAGAUGUUUACCUAUAAGCAAUUAUUAUUAAUAAAGUUUUAAAUUCAAUUGUAAUUUAAAA
Molecule: messenger RNA, 1334 nt
Organism: Anastrepha obliqua
Lineage: Eukaryota; Metazoa; Arthropoda; Insecta; Diptera; Tephritidae
Gene: beg
Product: probable malonyl-CoA-acyl carrier protein transacylase, mitochondrial
Exons: 2
Coding region: 58-1236 (392 amino acids)
Molecular function (GO): transferase activity
Source: RefSeq, a predicted model, not a curated record